This is a messenger RNA of Chaetomium globosum CBS 148.51, 1137 nucleotides long. RefSeq lists its product as uncharacterized. Bases 1 to 1137 code for a protein of 378 amino acids. The record is from RefSeq and is a predicted model, not a curated record. Lineage: Eukaryota; Fungi; Ascomycota; Sordariomycetes; Sordariales; Chaetomiaceae. The transcript has 5 exons.
AUGUCAACACCCGGUGAACCACCAAGUGACCCUGGCAUCCCGUGUCCAGAUGGGGCUCACCUCCACGACAUCAUCAUCGUCGGCGCCGGCCCCUGCGGCCUUGCCGUUGCCGCGCGCCUGUGCGAGCAGAACCCAGCCGCCCUCUUCACGGACGAGGAGCACCGGCGUUUCCACUGGAUGAAGCGCCACGGCAAGAAGAUGGCGCUCCAACGAGAUAGAAAACACCGCGUGUCAACCGCGGCGAGAGGUCAGCAAGCACCAGAAGAAGAAGCGAAGCAAAUACGUCGGUGGCAAGCGCUGUUCCGCGACCACUGCGACGACGUCGUCAGCCGCUACGGUCUCCAUGCGUCAACACUCGUCCGCAAGGAGCGGGUCCUCGACAUCGCCUACACGCCAGUGCCCGGGGAUAUCGGUGGCAGGCGAGAAGAUGUUCACCGUCCGAACCAAACCACGGCAUCCGCUACGCGCCCAUCGUGGUCGUCGCCGUUGGGCCCCGGGCAACAAGCCUCACCACUGGUGGUGCCAAACCCCUCGAAGGUCGCCCAGCUUCAUGGCCACUUCCCGCAACACAGAACAGGCCACCAUCCGGACAACGUUGGCGGGGCGAAGCGCAGCGACCGUCUCUGUUCAGCGAGCCACGUGGCCGCGCCACCGGGGGAUGGGGGUGGUGGUGGUAAGGGGGAGGGAGAGGGGGUGUGGUAUGUCAAGACGGAUAGUGCGGUUGUGGAAGAGGGCGGUGGGCUACCGCCGAUGGAUCACAUCUAUUUUGCGACGGGGGUGGAGUCGGACUUUGCCAGGUUGCCGUUUCUGCAGACCAUGCUGGAGAGCCACCCCAUCGAGGGCCACGGGGGCUUUCCCUGUCUGAACGACGAUCUGAUGUGGGAGGAUGGGGUUCCAUUGUUUGUGGCCGGGCGGCUGGCGGCGCUGAAGCUGGGCCCGUCGGCUCCCAACCUCGGGGGCGCGAGGCUGGCGGCGGAGAGGAUCGCGUGGGGGGUCGAGGAGGUCGUACGUAAGGGCUACGGCCUUUUCUAUGGCGGCCAGGGUAGCAUGUACCAGCCCGAGGAGGAUGGAGAGCUCGCGGGAUAUACGUCGGGCGCAGGGAAUAUGUUUCGGAGCCUCGUCGAGGCCUCGGCAUGA